Peronospora belbahrii is the source of this 1278-nucleotide messenger RNA. The record is from the annotation of a GenBank genome assembly. NCBI's taxonomy places the organism in Eukaryota, Oomycota, Peronosporomycetes, Peronosporales, Peronosporaceae.
AUGUUCCUCGGUCUAGCUAUCAUGCCAAUGGCAAGCAAUUUAGCCAUUGACCUCGCAGAGGAAGUGCCGUCAUUCCAUGUCCCCGUCUUCAACUAUGAAACCCUCACCACUGGAAACACGCCCUAUAAAGUACUCGACGCGCUCAAGAAAGACGGAAUCAUUAGUUUUAGCAACGUGCCGUCCUACUCCCAGAUACGCGACUCCUAUCAUAACAUGGCCGCUGCAUGUGCCGUUUCGGCUCAAGACGCCAACCCCAAUUUCCUCCACCACAAGACACUCACGGAUGGUGCAAAGCGCUACGUCAUCAGCGCAACAUCGGGUCAGGAUGCCAACGCUGCUGCCAUUACCACAGAUACGACAUGCCCGGGUUACAAGGAUAUUUACACCCAGUUCUCAUCGCUGCUUGAGAUGGUGGUGCUCAGCGUGGGUACGACGCUCGAUGCCACUGACUUUACUAUGAAGGAUAGCUACGGUCAAACUGUCUCGAGUCAUCAACUCAUGACGGAUGCUGUCCGUCUCGACCACUUUCACGCCUACGAGACGCCUUCGUCAAAGGAGCGCACGUCCGUCAGCGCGUCCUCAAGUACCAAUACGAGCGCCUCGACCGCUAAUGACUUUGCGCUCGAGCUGCACGAAAACGACGGUAUGUUUAUCGUGUUCUCGACGCCUACCUACUACAAGGUUAAUGGUGACGGCCUCAAUCAGACGUUUAAGUCUGUUUUGCCUUCCGGAAAAGACGGCUUGGAGUCAGGCCUCCUCAUCAUGACGCAUGACAGUCAGAUCGUGCAACCUAUUCUGAAGCCCGACCACGUGACGCUCAUGAUGGGCUCAAACUUCAACAAGUGGAUGUACUCGUCAAUGCAUAUGCCGGCUGUAAAGCACGUCUUGCGUUUACCUGUGAUUGACAUGAUGCCGACACAGCGGUUGUUGCGCACAUGGUUCGGUAAGACGACGUUGUUGCCGUCAUACCAGCGCUUGCUGGGGCAGAUGGACAUCGAGACGCACGCGAGUGCCUCGGCGAAUUAUGUGCGCAAAUUGCAUGAAUCAAAUGGUCAAUUGCUGGGAUCAUCUUCUCGUCAAUUACAGAUGAAUAGCGACUGCCAGUAUGUGCAAUGUACAAGUGUACCUUGUCAAAUUUCCUGCAAUAGUUUUGAUUACAAUGUGCGAAUCACGAAUUGCUAUUAUCGUUGUCAAUGUUCAACACAAUUCUAUCCCGGUUUUUCAUGCAAUCCAGGAUCGUUUUCUUCAGGGUACUGUGCGAAGGAAUGCUUUCGAUGA